AGCUCCUCGGAGUGUCACUAUUUCAAAGAGUCACAAGAGGCAUCAAAUUAAAAGUAGCUUAGGAGUUUCUUGGCAGUUCAGACUAUAGCGACCUGCAUCCGUAAAGCAAGUAUGGGAUCCUCUUAGGCGGAGUUUGCUAGUGGGAUGAAAAGUUUCUGACGUUCUUCAUGCAUGCAAAAACAACAAAGCCGGGAGGAAUGAUAUAAGCAAAUGGAGAGAUGAAUGGACAAGGGGGUACUGUGAGAGGAUUAGGCGGUUACAACAAAUGUUGACUUUCGAUUCGAUUAAGGAAAGGAAAAAGGGAAAGACGUUUUUUCAGAUUAGCACACACACACCGUAUGAAAAUGAGAAGACUGAGUCACACAGAAUAGGGGUUUAACUCCAUCGUCCACGAAAAUGGCUGAAAAUAUAAAAGUAAAGAAGAGCAUCGAUGCGCUUACCUUAAGGUGGAAUUAAAUGCCGGCCUAUACCAAUUACACACUUAAAAUUCAUUUCAAUGGAUGUGGGGCCUCUCUGAGCCCUGCCACCCGAUUGAAGGGGAUCACAUUUCCAUGCCGAGCCCACGGACCUAGGAAAUUGAAACAAAAACAACAUGAACAGAAUUAUUCUGGGGGAGGGAGUUUAUUGAUUAAAACCGAUGGACAACUGAGGGGGCUAAGAAAGUCCUUUGCAAAGAGGAGUGGGAGGUAGCCUUUGCAACUCCACUGAAAACUGUGAGCAAUUUUCAUUAUCUAGUUCGACAAUUUUCGACGUAAACUCUUUAAAACUCGGUUAUCGUGUUAUUUGGAAAUACCAUGCGUUUCAAGCAAUGCUAGUAUUUCCUUUAAAAAUUCAAUAUUUGUUUGUUCGUUGUCUGUGAAAGCGACGUGUAACCACAAUAGUCUAAUUGAGAGAUAAUUGUCAAAUAAAUUAUUGACUGGCGUUAAGCUACGAGUAGAUGAAAUUACAGACACGAAAUCCAAAUUUUCCAGUGGAGGUAACUUUCAAUAAUACGUUCUGUAAUAGGCGAUAAUAACUAUAACAGGCCAACUAAGACUUUCCCUUAAUAUUUACAACAUUCGAUUCGGGAGCGAUGUUUAGUUCAAAAGGGAAAUUAAUAUCGCGGUAGUGAAAGUAACCUGGGACUGGAAUUGCGUUGAUUUGCAAACAAUGGGGCAAGUGGACACUUCCAAAGCAUUGGAUUUCGUUUGGUUGGGCUGGAUGCUGAUGGGUGUAUACCCCAUUCAGAGCUAUAAGAUUUGGCAUACCUGCCAUCUAAUCCUUGCGGUUUCUGCAACGAACAUCUAUUCAUUGAUCGUGUUUAUAACGCAGUUGUUCUAUGUGAAGGAUUUGAAGUAUCUUCUAGAUAAUCUGCCGAUGAACGUUUUGAUAAUAGUAACAACCUUAAAAUUUUUAACCGUUUUCUUAACGCGUCAUGAGAUUCUUGGCAUCAAGGACUCGUUAUCAAAGCUAGACAAACGUCCGCUAAAAAGAAGCCAGGCCGAGAACUUGGCUAAUCUAAUUAAAUUUUGUAACCGACUUUUCAUAUUUGGAUUCAUUUGUUACGAAGCUGUUGAUGUCAUGGCUGCGGUGAAUGCCGGGUUCUCUAAUCGACAGCAUUUGCUCUUUGAAAUUUGGUUGCCAUAUGACUGGCAAGCUACUGCCACGAGGUACUGGCUUACUUUCCUCUAUCAAUUCAUCACUCAAUCUGCCCUGGCCCUGCAAAGCGUCUCAAGUGAUUUUAGCGGCCCGAUCUAUUUGAUGAUUCUCACAGCGCAUUUGGAGAAUGUUAUGGCUCGCGUUGAAAGCUUGAAAUAUGACCCUCGAAAAGAAGAACGUGAAAAUGUUAAGGAGCUUAUCCAAUGCAUAGAGGAUCAUCGCGUCGUUUUAAACAUAUUUGACGUCCUACAAGGAACAGUAUCACACAUCAUUUUGUGUCAAUUUGUGGCGACCGCGUUGGUCCUCGUUAUGAUUGCCUUGAAUUACUUACUAUUCUCGCCUAAUUUCACGGAAGUAAUAGCUCUUGCGUUCUUUGUGGUAGCAGAGAUAUCACAGAUACUUCCUUGUUGCUACUAUUCAAAUAAAUUCCAAUCGACGACGGAUGAUAUAGUCACAUCAAUCUAUUCAUGCGAUUGGUACAAUCAGACAACGGAAUUCAAGAAAACUCUGAUAAUUUUCAUGCAAAUGACUCAGAGGGGAAAGGUGAUUGUAGCGGGCAAAGUUAUCCCAGUUACAAUGGCUACUUUCACUUCAAUUAUAAAACUGUCCUAUUCCCUUCUAACAGUUGCACAGCGAAUUCGUCAUUAAGGGGAGACACAACACGAGUGUAAGCAUUCAUUACUUAAGCACACUUUGCAGAAAAGAGGACUGAAUUUGGAUUCCCAAAAGAGCGUCACCUUGCAAUGAAAUUUAUUACAGAACUAUUAUAAAAUCCAUGUGUUAUGUACUCUUACGUGCACUUCAUUAAAUGUGUGAUUCUUUCUCGACUAUUGCACGUAUGUAUGCAUAUGAUGACAUAUUUUGCUGCGAUGUGGAAGGCAGUUUAUAAGGAAAUAAAUCCUGCACCCUGCAAUCUCUUCAGUUUUUUUAUUCAACAUUUCCUGAAAUCAUUUGUCAAAAAGAUAAUAUUUACAGUCAGCAGGGCCGUCCGUCGGUAGGUCACUACCACUGACAGUGAUAGCGCCUGUUUCAUUGGGAUCGGUCGUCAAAAAUUUUGUUUUAUUGAGAUCCAUGAUCUGCGGUCGUGUUACAUGUGAAGAAGUUUAGAUCGUUUGCUCUGAGACACUAGGAAAACAUCAUCUGCAUAAAGCAGUGUAUAGGGCGCAGGACUUUGGAUGCCCAGCGUGGCAAUGUCCACAACAAGAACAAAGAGGAAUGGCGAGAGGGUUAUUUCUUAAUGACCAUCAGCCGAGACAAGAGGCGAUUUUGAUAUAUUUGCCACACUUCGAACUUUACUCUUCGGAUCCCGGUAGAGCAAUUUAACUCAAACGCCAAAUGCUUGCGCUUGUUCAAGAAAUGUAAUGUAGAGACGGUGAUUAUUAUAAUUAUUAUUAUUUUGUUAAGGGAAGUUGCAUUGCCUCCUAGAAGCACUAUUGUGUUGCUCCUUUUACUGGUUACAGUUUAGUCGGCAGGGCCAGUGAGUAUUCCUACUAUAAUUCGGAGACUCUUCUUUGUGAGGUUUAAAUAGUCCUUUGAGUGCUUGGAUUCAUAUCCCCGCACCAGCUACCUAGACUGUUCCAUUCCUGGUAAGUUCGCCUAGUAUACUUCCCUCAGUCGUUCCUCUUCAUUCUUCAAUAUCGUAGUCACGACACCGUUACCAAUUCCACACAAAGGUUCUGGUCCAUAUAGAGGUGUCCGCUGUCUCUUUGCGUUUUAACCCAACAUGGCCUGCUCCAGAGUAUCCAGACCUUAUUGUGCGAACCGAGUGUGUUUAGUCUCUCAACGCAUUCUUCUACCAGGUUGGAGUUCACCUGAUUGGACUUAAGUGCCUUGUUCGCCGCCUGACUGCCGGUCAGAAUAGCAAUGUUCUGUCCACUAUAGUUUCUUUGGGGGUUGAAGGAGGUAAAUUUUUCUAUGACGUAUAUUUCUACCUGCAGCAUAUUAGUGCUUAUCCAUUGGUUCAAAGUACGUUUUUCUUGGACAAAUGACGCCGGCGCCCGCUUCCUCUGCUAUAAAGGAUUCGUCAGUGUACCAGGUAAGCAAUUGCUGGUUUAAGCUGUAUACCACAGGCGCGCUCUCCCCUUCUUAUCCAAGUGAAAUCUCGUUAUCAUGUUACCCCUUAGUAUUAGUAAGUCGAUGGACCGCCUAGAAAGAAUAUAGAUUUUCCUUCAAUUUAGGCAGCUCCCCGCCUCACUGAUACUACCGGCCAUUUGGAAGAUCACUCCCCUUGCAUGCAUAUGUAUGCGAAGAGGGAGAUGAGUUAAUCCUGAUAAUCACGCAAGGCAGUCUUCAACGGUUGUGUAACUCCCUGGUUGUUGUGCUGAGUUCAGUUCUUUCUGGCCAGAUUAACGCCCGAUAGGUAAUCACAGGCCUUACCAUUGCAGUGUAUGUCCACAGUAUCUUCGGAGUGCAACCCCAUUUUUCCCUGUUAUGCACCUCCAUGUCAUCAGCGCCUUUGUAGAUUUCCGACACGUGUUUUUAACUUGCGUCUUCUUCUACUUCUUUUGGACUAGUGUAAUUCCCAAAUAUUCGACCUCCGUUUCUUGUUUCACCUCGAUGCCAUGCAGCCUAAUGACUCUCAGUGAAUUAUACUAUGGCGGCUUCUGCCUUCCUGCAUCAGGUACUCGUAAUUCUCAAUUAAAUUUGGAUUCUAUCACAUGGGGUAUCCUCAUAUUUGCCCCUAUAGAUUAAAACAAUGUCGUCAGGGUAAUCCUCGUGUUCCAGCUUUUUGUUUGGGGAUUGACGAGUCCUAAGUCUGAUUCACUUGAUGACGGGCCGGACUACUUGCGACCAAGAUUUAGUCGAAAACGAAGAGUCCGCGUACUAAGGAGCGUGGGAGUAACUUGCUUUCCAUUUGGUCCCGACCGACUUUAAGUGGAUGCGGACUUAUAGCUCCUCCAUCCCUAAACAAAAAAUUUUCCAGCAAGGUCAAGCUUUAGUCUGAAGUGUGGGCUGAUUUACGUUCGAUGUGAUUCGCACCCAUGUUGUGUUUUGCGAAUUUUAAAAAGGAUCGUAUAACACCUGAGAACCGGUCACAUUGCUCCCAGGGUAGAAUUGCUUUAAUGAAUUGAAUGUUAGUUAUAAUAUAGUUGUCUUAGUGGUAAUACCUCUUUUGUAAGUUUUCGGUUUUUCUUUUUUCGCUUUCUGUUCGUUGUUGGGGUGUCAGGCAAAUUGUUGUCGCCUUCUGUCUUGGGGUAGGACACCGGGAAAUGAGUUCGGAGAAGCCUGAUUUUUGGUAAAUGUCUCAUCCUCCUUCUUCAGUCAGACAGAAAAUACUGACCUGCGUUUGGCUAUAGCUUUGUAUCGUCUGGUUGCUUCUGUGGUUUGUUCCAUUCGUUCCCAGAAUUGCCUGCAGAUGUUUUAUUUUCGCUUUCGCGUUGCUAUAUGCAGUACGUUUUUGUGCCUCAGUCAGUUUCUGGUUUGUUUUGCCCGGUUGAAGAAUUUUUGGGCCUCUGCUCUCAUUCUGUAGAUUAUAGAUAAACCAUGUUCUUGUCCAGGUGCCUUUUAUAGGAGUCGCAGUGUGUUAUCCUGGGAUCUGAUUAUUCAGUGAUCCGACAUACACCUACACUAAUCAACAGCUCGUUCAUCAGAGUAUUCCUUAGAGCCAUGUAGUGCCAAGUACCUGUUUUCUAGUGCUGGCCACGAAUGUUGGAAUGUUCCCCAUAUUAUAUAUUCCUAACUUAUUGUUAAGAAUAAGUUCAAGGAGGUAAUCACCUCUUAGAUUGUGUGUGACAGUGACUUGCUCCAGUGAGAUCCGGAUGUCGUUUCUUGGGAGGUAGUCCGAUGCCAUAUUGUCUCCUGAGUUUUCCCCCGGCUUUCAAUGAAACUUGGACAGCUACAAGUAGUCCAGUUAGGAAUUCUGAAAGGUAUAUAUAUUUUAAAUUACGUUUAAGAAUGAUACAAGCUUUUGGUUUUCGCAAGAAAUGUCCUAAAUUAGCUGCAUACUUCCUCCUUGCAGGCCGCGAAUCUACUCCCGGUAUACUCAGGGUCCUUAAGCCAGCACUCUUCCAAUGCUGCCCUUGGAGUUGACAUUGCAAUCACUGCAGAUGCCGCUCUUGCGUGGUGGAGCUUUACCUGGGCUAUCUUAGUGCUGGCCAUUGGCUCUGUUGGCGCUUGGAACUCUUUUCCACUGUCGAGGUAUCACCUUUUUCUUUAGACAUGGCGCUUUCUUGCAUGUCGCUCUCCACCUUGAGUCCGUGAAAAUCCAGAUGUAGAUGGGCCAGGCUCUCGUCUUCACUGGGCAUCAGGUUUAUUGCCCUGCUUGAUCCUGUCCUUUCAGUCUCUGUGGCCUCCGAGGUCCGUUUGGGGACUUCGGUAGGUUCUCAACCCGACAUCUCCUCCGUAUCUUUUUUUCAGAUUCUCUAUGUGCAUAUGUAGAGAUAUGUUGCCAAAUCUUUAGUUGAUAUGGCAAUUUUGUCGUUUAAUUGCCUCCAAGGAUCAGUCAUCUAGCCCGAUCGGCUCUACUGCCUCGUUGAAGAUAUACUUUUCCGAAUCUGCAGUCUCCUCUGUAGUGGCGUGAACGUUAAUGAGGCUUAUAUUUCUAAAUUUGCCUUGUAAGGGCAGAAUGCCUAGCCGUUCGUUUAUUUUUUCAAAGCCGAAAACAGCAGGUUUCAUUUUUUAACUGACUAAGA
Molecule: messenger RNA, 6269 nt
Organism: Hermetia illucens (black soldier fly)
Lineage: Eukaryota; Metazoa; Arthropoda; Insecta; Diptera; Stratiomyidae
Product: odorant receptor 33b-like
Exons: 3
Coding region: 1150-2286 (378 amino acids)
Biological process (GO): sensory perception of smell; detection of chemical stimulus involved in sensory perception of smell
Cellular component (GO): plasma membrane
Molecular function (GO): odorant binding; olfactory receptor activity
Source: RefSeq, a predicted model, not a curated record